UGGGGAGGGGUGUUCGGCGCAGUCCGGAAGCGCUCGGGAAAGUUCGGAAGCGGGUUUAAACGGCGGCGAGCGGAGCGCUCUGCUGAGGCGAAGCGCGGGCGGGCAGGGGAUAAAGAGGCGCGGCGAGGAGCGGGCGUCGGUCCCGGGAGGCUCGCGGCGCUGCUUCUCGGGUUGGGAAGCGAGGGCGAGGGCGGCUCCGCGAUGCUCACCGACAGUUUGGUGGAGGAGUUCGAGAUCCGCGAGGAUGAGCCGUGGUACGACCAGCAGGACCUGCAGCAAGAUCUCCAUCUUGCUGCUGAGCUUGGGAAGACACUCUUGGAUCGAAACACAGAGUUGGAGACAUCCCUGCAGCAGAUGUAUUCCACCAAUCAAGAGCAACUGCAGGAGAUAGAGUAUCUUACAAAGCAGGUGGAACUUCUGCGUCAAAUGAAUGAUCAACAUGCCAAAGUUUACGAACAGCUUGAUGUCACUGCCAGAGAACUGGAAGAUGCUAAUCAAAAGCUAGUUUUUGACAGUAGAGCCUCACAGCAAAAGAUAAUAAGCCUUACUGAGACUAUUGAAAGUCUUCAAGCACAUAUCGAUGAUCUCCAGAGACAAGUGGAAGAGUUGAAGAAUUCUGGGCAAGGGUACGCGAAUCGUGAACGGUGUGAGCAUCCAAGAUCUGUUCAUAGUUUUGCAUGUCUGAAGGAAUUGUAUGACCUUCGCAAGUAUUUUGUUUAUGACCAUGUUUUUGCGGAAAAAAUUACUUCUGUGGAUAGCCAACUGAGUCCUCUGGAGGAAGAAAACCAGAGGUUAAAAAAGGCAAUGACUCUUUUGCAAGCACAGCUCAGCAUGGAAAAAGAGAAGAGAAUGACGAUGGAGGAAGAGUACAAUCUCAUGCUGAAGGAGAACUGUGAUCUUGAGCAGAGGUUGGUGGAUGUCGAUCUGUACCGAGCCAGAGCUGAAGAGCUUGAGUUUGAAGUGGCUGAAAUGAAGCAGAUAUUUCAGUCUGAAAGCACCUUUGCUAACGGGGUGGAAAAGCUUGUUCCAGAGUCUUUUUUUAUUUCCUUCAAAGAUUCUUUAGAGAGAGAUCUGAGUCAGAGCCCUUCAGAUUGGAGCUCUUCUGAUGGGGUUCUUUUAACUGUCCCAGAACCCGACAGAAGGGCACUCAAAAGAAGCACCAGCGAGACCUUCCUUGGCAGUGUUGCAGGUGGGGAUCUUCUAAUAAAGGGCCAUGAAGAAACCUGUAUCCGGCGGGCAGAAGCCGUAAAACAAAGGGGCAUCUCUCUGCUUAACGAGGUUGAUGCACAGUAUAACGCUUUGAAGGUCAAGUAUGAAGAACUCCUGAAGAAGUGUCAACUAGACGAAGAGUCAUUGAAACACAAAGCUGUACAAACUUCUAAACAGUAUUCCAAAGAUGUCAGAGUGGGGAAUAAAUCCUUGGACAUGUGUGUUGGAGAAGCUGAACCCCCAAAUGCUGACCCAGCCCCAGCCAGCUUGCCUUCAAACCCUCCACCCGAAUACAAGCUUCUCUUUAAGGAAAUCUUUAGUUGUAUCAAGAAAACCAAACAGGAAAUUGAUGAACACCGAGCAAAGUAUAAAUCCUUUCCUUCUCAGCCUUAACAAACUUUCUGUACAUCACUACUACCUUAGAAAACCGUUGUUCUUGAGAAGUAGCUGUCUGAAUGUUUCAUUUGAGACAUUGCUGCAUGUCUGUUCUGCUAGAGUAUAUGUAGGUUGACUUUUUGAACUUGUAGGAUGGGUUGGGUCCACUUGAUUUGGGGUGUGUGUGUGUUUGACACAGUUGUUGCCACUGAUUUGCUCAGGGCAUUGCAGAUUAUGCUAAAUUGGCAGAUGAAAUGGUUACGUGACUCUGCUAACUGCACCUAAUGCCUGGUAAUAAAAGUUGUAUUUUGGAGAAUUGGAAACCACCCAGUGGCUGCAUGUUAAAUAGUUGUCACUUACGGAGGUCUAGUUUUUGGAUUCUUUCUGCGGUCCCGAGUUGGAAAGUAGAAAUUCUUCUGUAGUGUUGUGUUUCUCUUCAACAAUGGCAAUUCGGCUAUUAAACAUGGUAUGAAAUUAAAUUGCAAGUCUGGUACAUUUUUAAAAGGCAACCUCCUUGCAUUUAAUAUUUGACUCCAAAUAUGUUUUUGUUUUUGUCAGACCUGUGAUUUAAAGUAA
Molecule: messenger RNA, 2160 nt
Organism: Podarcis muralis (Common wall lizard)
Lineage: Eukaryota; Metazoa; Chordata; Lepidosauria; Squamata; Lacertidae
Source: RefSeq, a predicted model, not a curated record